Molecule: messenger RNA, 572 nt
Organism: Carlito syrichta (Philippine tarsier)
Lineage: Eukaryota; Metazoa; Chordata; Mammalia; Primates; Tarsiidae
Product: N(4)-(beta-N-acetylglucosaminyl)-L-asparaginase-like
Exons: 4
Coding region: 48-572 (174 amino acids)
Biological process (GO): protein deglycosylation
Cellular component (GO): lysosome
Molecular function (GO): N4-(beta-N-acetylglucosaminyl)-L-asparaginase activity
Source: RefSeq, a predicted model, not a curated record
UCGCGGGGCCGGGACCUUUCUCGCGCUGGUCGGCUCGGCGCGCAGCGAUGGCGCCGGACUCGGCCUUGCCGCUGCCGCUCGUGCUGCUCCUGUGCGGCGCGGCCCUAGCGUGCGGGUCUCGCCCCGUGCCCCUGGUCCUCAACACUUGGCCUUUUGGGAAUGCCACCGAAGCAGCAUGGAAGACAUUAGCAUCUGGAGGCUCUGCUCUGGAUGCAGUGGAGAGUGGCUGUGCUGUGUGUGAGAAGGAACAAUGUGAUGGCUCUGUGGGCUUUGGAGGAAGUCCUGAUGAACUUGGAGAAACCACACUAGAUGCCAUGAUCAUAGAUGGUACAACUAUGGAUGUUGGAGCUGUAGGAGACCUUAGACGAAUUAAAAAUGCUAUUGGUGUGGCACGGAAAGUACUGGAACAUACAACACACACACUUCUAGCAGGAGAGUCGGCCACCAAGUUUGCUGAAAGUAUGGGGUUUAUCAGUGAGGAUUUAUCUACCAAUGCGUCUCGAGCUCUUCAUUCAGAUUGGCUUGCUCGGAAUUGUCAGCCAAAUUGUUGGAGGGUAUGUAUAUAUAUUUAA